Ceutorhynchus assimilis (cabbage seed weevil) is the source of this 1582-nucleotide messenger RNA. The record is from the annotation of a GenBank genome assembly. NCBI's taxonomy places the organism in Eukaryota, Metazoa, Arthropoda, Insecta, Coleoptera, Curculionidae.
AGCUGCUUUCUUUCGGACCGGAUCACCUGAUCACAACGCGUUAUGAUUCAAUAAUCAUGUUCUUUCGCAUUUGUUAGUUUGACGUAAACGGAUCAUGAUUCGAAAAACCCUGAACAUACUGAACAUUUUAAUUUUGUGAUUAGUUUGUUCCGAUCUGGAAAUUCUAACCUAAUUUAAUUUCAAACUGUCAAAACAAACAAUACUUGUGCUUUUGUUUAUCCUUGUUAUUUUUAUUUAUUUAAUUUAAUUUGAAAUAAAAUCGGCGGCAAUGAAUAAGAAUAUGGCAUCAAAAUUUCUAUAUGCACCAGAUAAAGUGAAACUGGAAAUUUUUGAUGCGGAAAAAGGAAUAGUAAUUUCGCUGUAUGUAAGUCAGCAGGAAUAUGAGCAUGCAAUGGCAGGUAAUUAUAUUAUUUUACUAUUAUUAUUUUGUUAUUCUCAUAGUAUGUUGUACCUAACAUCCGAUAAAUCGGGUAUCUUCAGACUCCCCUUUUAAAAUAAGAUCCGAGAAACCGGAGAAACCCCAAACUUGUAUCCUUGUCUUUUCACCAAAGCUGCUAUUUUUUUAAUGCGUAAUAAUAUCCUUCAACAAAAGAUACGAAAUCGAGAUGGAAAUAUGAAAAAUUGAAUGCAUAGGAAUAAAAUUUGGGGUUUAACCACAGGAUCCUUGAGAAAGUCAAUCAUCAAUGUUUUUAUGUAUGUUUUCCAGAUAUGAAUUAUGCAUAUGAUCUCCUGAAUCAGUAUGAAAAUUGUUUUGCAAAGCAAACAGAUGAAGUUCCAGAGAAGAUUGAAUAUUCUCAACCAACAGAAGCAGCAAGUUGUAAUAACUCAAGUUUAAGCGAGUGCCAGAAUGAGGAUGGAUUUUGGUCUCAGGAAGAAACAAAAUUGCUAAUUAAUUUGUAUGGCCAGCACAAAGAUGAUUUCUCACAUGCAAAAAAAAAAACAUGUAUGGGAUAUCAUUGCAGAGAAAAUGAACUCCUACAAUUACAAUAGAUCUGCUUCAAAAAUUGAGAGAAAAUGGAUUAAUUUAUUGAGAGUGUAUAGAUCCAUUAAAGAUAAUAAAGGCCCAAAAAAAACUGGUAGAGGAUCCCAAAAUUAUAAAUUUUUUGAUGACUUAGAUGAAAUUUUGGGUGACAAGCCAUCAAAUAACAAUCGUCUUUGUGUAGAAGUUGGGAUAAAUAGGGAUCCAACAAAUAUUGGAGAAGAAAAUUCCAGUGUUGAUGGUGACCAUCCUUCAACCUCUCAGCACGCCUCAGAGUCGUAUGUUCCUUCAGCAUCAACUUCGACUGACAACAUUACACCAUCAUCUUGUAAAAGGAAGAGAAAAUUUAGUUCCGCAAGUCAGUCAGAACAAUAUCUGCUGGCAAAAAUGAAAAGGCACGAAGAAAGGAUGGCCAUUGAAAAAGAAAAAUUAUUACUGGAGAGACAAAAAGUUGAUUUAUUGAAAUUUUUUUUAGAAAAUAAGGAAACAAAAUUAAAUUAACAAAACAUAUGUAAAUAUUUCCAGUUUUUUGUUGCAAGAUUUGAAUAUUUAUUUUAUUGUGUUCAUUUUAUAAUCUCCUAGAAGAGACUUAGAUUUUUUUUU